CCCAUCCUCCCUGCAUGACAUCUGCGCCUCCUUGCUCGACUACGACCCUCUGGUACUAUCUGGACACGAACUGGAACGAUAAACUUCACGACAUAGACCUCUUGUGCAUCUCAGGACACUUACGCCAUGUCCGCCACCAAGCCUUCACCAGGCAGCGCGCAGGCUCCUCCUGGUUCCCGACCCCGCAUACCAGAAAGCUUUCUUGAAGUGCCUGAUCAGCGUUUGUACGCAUUGAGUUUAGGAGUGGCAUGUCAGGCGGUCAAGAUAUUUGACCUAGGGCGAUAUUGGCUUUGGCCGAGCGAAGGUCCACAACACUUCGCGAGAAAGUGGAUGUUUGCUGACUUCGUCUACUGCUCGGUCCUGUCAUGGCUCCGAGUACCGCGUCUAAGGUACAGCAAAUCUGUGGUUGCUCUACAGAUUAUUGCUCUGUGGUUAUUCGACGGUCUAGCCUUCGGAGGAAUCUCGGUGAACAUUGGAAGCGGGGGACCAUGGAUCCAGUCCGGCCGCUCUUCAGGAGACGUAUCUUACAGCACGUCCGCGAUUUGGGAUUACCUUCCUGACUUGGGGCUGCCGAUAUUGAAUGGUGGUAGGGAGACCCACCUUCUUGGUCAACACACCGUCCGCAUGUCUCCCAUCAGCACUGCUCAGUUGAAUCCCUACGCUGAGACGUUUUGCUUCCCCACUCCCGGCUCCUAUGUUCUCAUCCCUGUUCUUCUGAACAACACCAAUCCAGCUGCCUUGAGGUACAAUCUGACACCUCUGGCAGCCUCCGAGACUUCGCGAAGUACUAGCAGGAUCGAACAUGUUGACCUGUCUGCGAAGGACCUCAGGGCCAUCGAACAAAGCCGUGUCGACCAUUUGCAGCUCGUCCGUGCAGCCCAGAAGAAGGAUUCGGACGAGUACGACGAGUACGACGAAGACGAUGACGAUGAAGGGCACAGCCUCGGGCAGAACCAUUUACAGAAGACACAGCACCUUACCUACAUCCGCCUCAACAAACCUGGUACGCUCACUCUUGAGCGUGUCCUUGACCAGUCGAACGUCGACGCGCGUCUCCUCUACCCCACGGAAGUGACAGUUGUGCCCUGUCCUCGUGCAGAGUUCUCCCCAAGGAGCCAGGCCGUUGUCAAGGAUGUCCGGUGCGCUGCUCCCGGUCUUGUCAGUGGAUCAGGCGAGGAGCUUCAGCUAGAAAUCGACAUUUACGGCGUUCCACCACUCAGUCUCCGGUGGUAUCGCGAAGCCGGCCACAAACGCGAGUCGUUCAUGGUCGAAGGCAUCGAGGGUGCUGAGCACGAGCGCCAUGCGCAUAGCGAUGAUGAUCGCAGGCUCUCUUCAACUGGCCAGCGGGCGCCCACCCAAGUCCGCGUCCCGCUGACGGUGGUGCUUGAUACCCUUGGCACCCACACGCACACGCUUGAGUCAGUGACUGACUCGCUCGGAAACGUCGCACACGCGGGCCAACACGCUGAUGCUCCCCGCAAAGGUGCCCAGGACCACGCUCUCGCCACAACUCGCUCAGUCACUGUCCUCCGCCGGCCUGCCGUCUCGUUCAAGCACUGUGGUCCAGGACAACCAGCUUCCCUGCUUGUCGGGUCCGAAGCGCCUCUCACCAUUGCAGCCGUACAAGCGGACAUUGAGGAUGCACCCUGGGAUGUCGCCGUGCGAUACGAUCCUCCACCGGGAGAAGAUGGCUCGAAGCCGAGCAAGCGGUACAAGGCAUGGACGAAGAACCUCAAGACACAGGGCGAUCGUCGGGAACUGACGCUACGUGCGAGCGCGCCGGGAGAGUACACGAUCGUAGGCGUCACGGGGCAGUAUUGCGAAGGUGACGUUUUGAGCCCCGAAACGUGCAGGGUCGUCGAGCGACCACUUCCCAGCGCGGAGAUAGAGUGGAAGAAAAUUCAUGAAUGCUCUGGAGACAUCGGCGUUUCCGCUGCCUUGGUCCUGCAUGGCACUCCGCCCUUCACAGUGUACUACCGCUCGCAGCGUGACGCUGAGAAUCCGAAGGAGCACCACAAGACGUUCACGGCUUCGCGGGGGGAGCUGACCGUCCAACCAGAUCGCAGCGGUCACUACACGUUCAAGAUCUACCGGGUUAGCGACGCGAACUACAAGAAGAUUGACCUCAAGGCGGCUGCAAUCGAGCUAGAUGUGCAUCCGCCUCCUUCUGCGGACUUCGUUGGGAACGUACACGGCGGAAGAGGCAAGAAGAGUAUCAGCAGCUGCUCUGGUAGUAAUGUUGGCGUGGAGAUCGAGCUGCGGGGUACAGCACCGUGGAAUAUCGAGGUGCAAAUCGUCGGUCCCAGGGGCUCUGAGAUCAUUCCCUUCCGUGACAUUCAGACAGCAAGGCAGUCCCUUUCUUUGCCUAUUCCUAAGGCGAUUGAUAGGGAUGGCGGUUCCUUUGAGGUUGAGCUGGUGAAUGUGGAGGACGCAUACAAGUGCAAACGGUCUCUGUCGGUACCGGGGAUUGCAGUCAACGUCCGCCGUAACCUACCAACUGUCAGAUUCUACGGGAAACCGGACCAGCGGCGGGUGACGAUACUCGACCACGAGCAGGCGAUCCUACCGCUGCGCUUAACUGGUGAAGGACCUUGGCGUGUUCAGUAUCGUCGCCAGGGCGGUCCCAUCGAAAGGGCUACCCUGAAAUCACCUAACGACGAGCUUCGCGUCAACGCAGCCGGUACAUACGAACUUAUUGGGGUGAACGACUCCCAAUGCCCAGGAACUAUCGUAGAAAGCGAAUCUACCUACCGGGUGGACCACAUCCCGCGACCAUCCGCGAAACUCUCGUCGGAUAUGCAGUCCACUUAUGAACGCUACAAUGGCUCUCACAUCCUCCCUGCGAUCUGUGAAGGCACUGACGAUCAUGUCGACCUUGACCUCACCGGUCGUCCGCCAUUCCAAAUCAUGUACAACAUUGCGAAGGAUGAUGGGCUCGGGGGAACCAAACUCCUUGACCAACCUACGUUCAGCAGUAUACAGCCUCGCACUCGCUUCCAGCUUCGAACGUCCGAGCCCGCCCGAAUCUACUACGAAGUGAAGCAGAUCGGUGAUGCUGCAUAUUCGCUGGCCAAGAACAAGGACGCCAUCAUCCCUCGCUCGGAACGCCUCCUGUUCGAGCAACAAGUUCUGACGCGCCCCUCCGCACGGUUCAAGAAUCACAACCGCCUCUCCUACUGUCUGAACGAUGCUCUCACCGCACAGGACUAUUCGCAAAACGAUGGCGUUGUCGUGCUUCAGGGUACUCCUCCUUUCCAGCUCCAGGUCUCUGUGCGCAACCUCGCCGCCAGCGAGAUCUAUUCCGAGACGGUCGAGGUGUGGGACUCUCAGUGGCGGGUCCACUUCCCGAGCUACACCUUCCACUCGAUCGGCCCCCACCAAGUGACGAUCGAGUCCGUCACGGACGCGAGCCACUGCGAGCAGGUCGCCCCCGACCCGCUCUUCCGCACCGUCUGGGUCGACGUCGCCGAGACGGCGGCGAUCAUCCCCUUCAGCCGGCGUGAGGACUACUGCGUCGGGGACGCGAUCCCGUUCCAGCUGGAGGGCACGCCGCCGUGGACGAUCGGCUACCGCGCGGGCGGCAAGGCGCACACGGCGGAGGCGAAGCUUUCCCCGUGGUCAGUCGCGCAACAUACCCCGGGCGAGUUCGCCAUCACGUCCGUCGCGCACCAGCAGCGGAUGUGCAAGACGGCGGUGACGGACCUCCGGUACACGGUGCACGCGCUGCCGUCGGCGCAGGUCGGCCACGGGAAGCGCAUCGUGCAGGACAUCCACGAGGGCGACCAGGCGGAGAUCGUGUUCACGCUCAUCGGCGAGCCGCCGUUCACGUUCACGUACCAGCGCGCGGAGCUGAGCCCGCGCAAGGGCGCGCAAGGCAAAGUGCUCGAGACACACACCGUGUCUGGGGUCACCACGAAAGAGUACUCGAUCUUCUCUGCAUUGGAAGGGACCUGGACGAUUACGUCUAUUUCCGACAGGUACUGUAGGUAUCCGCCUACGCAGCAGGAUGGCGUAGAGAAGUCUAGGUGAUGAUCAAUGACUGGCUGAGCCUACAAAAUGUCCUUCAUGCUCUCGUCUGCACGCAAUGUUUUCGCAACGACCGUCUCAAUGUCUCCCGCACUCUAGGUUGUAGCACGUAUUCUAAGAGUGCAAUCUCUCUAUACUCGCCUCAUCGCGUCUAGUUAAAUCCAUCUGCAUUGUGUCUUAUCGUGUCUUGCUGCGUUCAUUCACACCGAUCACAUACGAGAGCGGGUGACC
Molecule: messenger RNA, 4257 nt
Organism: Dichomitus squalens LYAD-421 SS1
Lineage: Eukaryota; Fungi; Basidiomycota; Agaricomycetes; Polyporales; Polyporaceae
Exons: 11
Coding region: 127-4029 (1300 amino acids)
Biological process (GO): protein import into nucleus; nuclear pore organization
Cellular component (GO): nuclear pore transmembrane ring
Molecular function (GO): structural constituent of nuclear pore
Source: RefSeq, a predicted model, not a curated record